AUGGCUUCGAAUGAAUCCAUCAACGAGGAUGAAUUUUCAUCUCUGUGCACAUACAACGACACUGUGGAUGCUUACAUGUACCCUACAGCCUACGGUCUGUUUUUCAUCUUCGGACUUCCAGGUAACUGUUUGUCCUUGUAUGUAGCAUGGGUGUUAAUGCGAAGAGGAAACACCCUGGCAGUGUACUUGGUCAGUCUGUCCGUGUCUGAUCUGCUAUACAUCAUUACUCUGCCUGUAUGGAUCAUGCUAGCUAUAAGGCAGCCAGUAAAUGACACUAUUUGCAGUCUCAUUGAAGUCAUCAUGUACAAUAGUUUCUAUGUUGGAUCAGGCCUACUUUGCUGCAUCUCUGUGGACCGCUAUCUUGCUGUGGUCUUCCCUCUACACUUUACCAAGGUACACAAGGUUCGAACAGCCAUACUGGUCAGCACAAUUGUAUGGCUAAUUGAAAUCGUUUUACACAUUGGACUUUUAGCAUACACAUCAGAACUGCAAACAUUCUCAUCUAGUCGACUGUGUGAUACUAGAAUACCCAUGACCACACAAUCAGCCCACGCAGCGAUAGUGAGAGCAGUACUUGGAUUUCUUAUCCCCACAUUCCUGAUGGCAUUUUGCUUUCAGCAGAUAGUCGUAUCUCUGCAAAAGAGUGUAUCCACAGUGGCCAGUGAACGCCAAAAGAUCCGCAACCUGCUUCUGCUUCUUUUCCUAAUAUACAUGGUGUCUUUUACCCCCUUCCAGGUCGUCAUGUUUCUUAGGGGGUUGUUGGAGCCUGAAAGCUGUGACUAUGCCAAAGGUUUCAGAGACUACUACAUGGUAUUUGUUGCAACCACAACAAUUAAUAGUGUGGCAGAUCCAGUAGUUUACUGCUUAAUGACAGAAAGUGCCAAGGCAGAAAUCCUGAGGAUUUUUACAAGCUUUCGGACACAGUUCCACAAAACUGUUUCCAUAAUGAGAUCAUCUUCCUCCUCUACUGCAUGA
This is a messenger RNA of Trichomycterus rosablanca, 975 nucleotides long. RefSeq names its product ovarian cancer G-protein coupled receptor 1-like. Gene Ontology annotation, biological process: G protein-coupled receptor signaling pathway. Gene Ontology annotation, molecular function: G protein-coupled receptor activity. The transcript has a single exon. Lineage: Eukaryota; Metazoa; Chordata; Actinopteri; Siluriformes; Trichomycteridae. Gene Ontology annotation, cellular component: membrane. The coding region runs from base 1 to 975 and encodes 324 amino acids. The record is from RefSeq and is a predicted model, not a curated record.